This is a messenger RNA of Cynoglossus semilaevis (tongue sole), 1562 nucleotides long. It is a transcript of the gene nprl2, whose product is annotated as NPR2 like, GATOR1 complex subunit. Gene Ontology annotation, cellular component: GATOR1 complex; vacuolar membrane. NCBI's taxonomy places the organism in Eukaryota, Metazoa, Chordata, Actinopteri, Pleuronectiformes, Cynoglossidae. The record is from RefSeq and is a predicted model, not a curated record. Gene Ontology annotation, molecular function: GTPase activator activity. The transcript is spliced from 11 exons. Gene Ontology annotation, biological process: positive regulation of autophagy; cellular response to amino acid starvation; negative regulation of TORC1 signaling. Bases 248 to 1399 code for a protein of 383 amino acids.
CACCGCUACUGGACGUGUUGUUUGUUGCACAUUGAAUAUGUUGAUAUUUUUUGUUUUUAGAGCUUUUCAUUGAUUCUGUUUUGGUUAGGUCAAAAGAAAAUAUAUAUCGCAAACAUGCCAAGCUAAACGUACGGAAGAAUAUGUAAUAGGUAAAUAGUUAUAAGGAUAUUAUCAGCCAUACAAAACUAAGGCUAGAGCUAACACCUAGCUUCAAGUGCAGCAGAGAAACAAAGUUUGUUGUUAGUCCAUGUCUCUGCCAAACAUGACCACUCGAAUUGAGUGCAUAUUUUUCAGCGAGUUUCACCCGACGCUGGGUCCAAAAAUCACAUAUCAGGUUCCAGAGGAAUACAUUUCACGGGAACUCUUUGACACAGUUCAGGUUUAUAUCAUCACCAAACCAGAGCUGCAAAACAAACUAAUAACCGUCACUGCUAUGGGGAAAAAGCUGAUUGGCUGUCCAGUGUGUAUUGAACAUAAGAAGUACAGCAGAAACGCCCUCCUGUUCAACCUUGGCUUCGUCUGUGAUGCCCAAACCAACACGUGUGCCCUGGAACCAAUCGUUAAAAAGCUGUCAGGAUACCUGACCACACUGGAGUUAGAGAGUGGCUUCAUUUUUAAUGAGGAGAGCAAGCAGAAACUUUUACCCAUCAUGUCGACCUUGAUGGAGGAUCUUAACGCCACCGGAGCCUGUACUUUACCUAUUGACGAGUCAAAUACUUUCCACCUGAAGUUAAUUGAGAUUCGAAAAGACCCGCCCGUCGUUCAGGAGUACGAUGUUCCCGUGUUUAUACAGUGUAAAGAGCAUUUUAUUAAACCUCAGUGGGAUCUCACCACUCAGCAGAUCCUGCCCCUCAUCGAUGGAUUCAGACACAUCCAGAAAAUCGCAGCUGAAGCAGAUGUUGAGCUGAAUCUUGUUCGCAUUGCAGUGCAGAAUCUCAUAUACUACGGCGUUGUGACCUUGGUGUCAAUAUUUCAGUACUCUAACGUGUACUGCACCACUCCUAAAGUCCAGAGCCUGGUGGACGACAAGUGUCUCCAGGCAGAGUGUUUGAGCUACGUCACCAAACAGGGUCAGAAGCAGGCCAGUCUGAGAGACGUGUUCCAGCUCUACUGUGGUCUGAGUCCUGGAACCACGGUACGGGACCUUUGUUCUCGCUACGCGCAGCAGCUUCAAAGGGUCGAUGAGAGGAGGCUGAUCCAGUUCGGACUCAUGAAGUCUCUCAUUCGACGGCUGCAGAAGUUUCCGGUGAAGGUGGUCCGUGAUGAAAGGAGCCGUCCCCCGCGGCUCUUCACUGGUCUUCACAGCUAUGAUGAAAUCUGCUGCAAAACAGGCAUCAGUUACCAGGAGCUGGACGAACGGUUGGAAAAUGACCCAACGAUUGUGGUGUGCUGGAAAUGACGUGAUGUCACAGCCAGAGACGCCUUCAGUCAGGAGACGUCGAGGUUGAGGAGUGAAAUAGAAAAAAUAUUUUUUAUUUAAUAUAAAGACAUUUAUGGAAGAUGAUAUUUAUAAAAGUUGUAAAAUUGAAAAUUGGUUGAAAAUUAAAGAUUUUAGUGAAGCA